Messenger RNA from Scleropages formosus (Asian bonytongue), 9126 nucleotides. RefSeq names its product BTAF1 RNA polymerase II, B-TFIID transcription factor-associated (gene btaf1). Gene Ontology annotation, molecular function: TBP-class protein binding; ATP hydrolysis activity; ATP binding. The record is from RefSeq and is a predicted model, not a curated record. The coding region runs from base 363 to 5948 and encodes 1861 amino acids. NCBI's taxonomy places the organism in Eukaryota, Metazoa, Chordata, Actinopteri, Osteoglossiformes, Osteoglossidae. The transcript is spliced from 38 exons.
UCAUAUAAAACCAGUCGCUUGGUUUCUCUGUUGCGAACGACAAAAUAACUCUUUAUACCUCAUUAGAUUAAAACAGCUUUCCGGGAGCGCUUCCGAGGGGUAAUACGGCCUUCAGGGUGAUACGGGCGUAACUCUAGGCGUCUUUCCGUGCGACUAGUUGCUCGGGAGACGAGAAGGGACCCGUUUUUCAGGAGCGCCCAUCCUGGACGGUCUCACAUUGGGGAGGCAACGCGACGCGCCAGCCAGGGCCUCUCCUCACACACACACACCGACUCCUUCUAGAUCUACAGUAGUGAAAUUCAUGGUGCCUUUCUCUGCCUGCCCGCAUAAAGAAACAUCACAACGACUCUCUUGACCGCAGCAUGGCCGUCUCAAGGCUUGACCGUCUGUUCAUUCUACUGGACACGGGCACGACCCCAGUGACGAGGAAGGCUGCUGCCCAACAGCUGGGAGAUGUUGUCAAACUUCACCCCCAUGAGCUCAACAACCUCUUAUCAAAAGUUUUAACUUACUUGAGAAGUCCAAACUGGGACACGCGCAUUGCAGCUGGUCAAGCAGUGGAAGCCAUUGUUAAGAAUAUUCCUGAGUGGAAUCCGGCCCCCAGGCCUAAAGAAGAGGCAUGUUCCGAUUUCUCUCUGGAGGAUACUUCUUCAGACCGUCUGAGUUUCUACAGGUUUGACAUUUCCCGUCUGCUGAAGCAUGGGGCAUCUCUGCUUGGAUCUGCUGGAGCUGAGUUUGAGGUCCAGGAUGACAAGUCAGCUGAGGUGGACCCUAAGGAGCGGCUGGCUCGUCAGCGGAAGCUUCUGCAGAAGAAACUAGGGCUGGAUAUGGGUGCAGCAAUUGGCAUGGACACAGAGGAACUGUUCAAUGAUGAUGACUUGGACUAUACUCCCUGCAGCCACUCAGGGGGACCUAAACCCCCAGGUGGGAAGGCUUUGGCCUGUCCCAGCUCACGCAACCACACGACUAUGCAGGCAGCUGAACUGAUAGACUCGGAGUUCCGGCCAGGCAUGAGUAAUCGACAGAAGAACAAGGCCAAGAGGAUGGCCAAGCUAGUGGCUAAACAGAGAUCCAGGGACAUGGACACCAAUGAAAAAAGCAAUGAUAGCUUUGAAGGAGAGCCGGAGGAAAAGCGCCGGAAAACAACCAAUGUUGUUAUUGAGCAGCCAGCGACAGACCACAAAGUCUUAAUUGACAAUGUUCCAGAUAACUCUAGCCUGUUUGAUGAGACUCAAGAAUGGCCACUGGAGAGUUUUUGUGAUGAGCUCUGUAAUGACCUCUUCAAUCCCUCUUGGGAGGUUCGACACGGUGCUGGGACAGGCCUCAGGGAGAUCCUCAAAUGCCAUGGAGCAGCUGGCGGAAAGUUGGCAGGGAGCACUGCUGAGGAGAUGACUCGACAGCAUCAGGAGUGGCUUGAAGACCUUGUCAUACGGCUACUUUGUGUCUUUGCCCUUGACAGGUUUGGGGACUUUGUGUCUGAUGAGGUGGUAGCACCAGUCAGGGAGACCUGUGCCCAGACUCUGGGUGUGGCUCUUCGCCAUAUGGUGGAUAGUGGCGUGACGAUGACAGUGGACAUUCUUCUCAAGCUGCUGACAGAGGACCAAUGGGAGGUCCGACACGGAGGACUUUUGGGCAUUAAGUAUGCUCUGGCUGUCAGACAGGAUCUGAUUGGUGUUCUGCUUCCCCGAGUGCUGCCGGCCAUCACAGAGGGCCUGCAGGAUCUGGACGAUGAUGUCCGAGCUGUAGCAGCUGCCGCCCUUAUCCCUGUUGUAGAUGGUCUGGUGCAGCUGCAGCCUGCAGAGGUUCCCUUCAUUGUGAACACUCUAUGGGAUGCUCUUUUGGAGCUGGAUGACCUCACUGCCUCCACCAACAGCAUCAUGACGCUUCUGUCGUCGCUGCUUACCUACCCUCAGGUCCGGCAGUGCAGCAUCCAGCAGUCGCUCACUGUGCUAGUCCCACGUGUCUGGCCUUUCCUUCGGCACACAAUAUCCUCUGUCCGAAAGGCGGCACUUGAGACACUCUUCACCCUCUUAUCAAAAGCUGACCAGAGCUCUGCAGAAUGGCUUACUCCCAUCCUUCAGGACAUGUUGAGACACAUCUUCCAAUCCUGUAUCCUGGAAAGCAACCAAGAGAUUCUGGACCUUAUCCAGAAGGUUUGGAUGGAACUCAUUCGCCAGGCCUCACAGCAGUAUGUGGUGGCAGCUAGCUGUCCAUGGAUGGGAGCUUGGCUGUGUCUGAUGAUGCAGCCUGCUCACAUCCCCAUAGAUCUGAACAUGCUGUUAGAGGUGAAGGCCCGCUUCAAGGAAAAGACGGGCGGAAAAGGACGCCAAGGUCCAAACCAGACAAAGGAAACUGUGCAGGAGUACGUGGCUGGAGCAGAGACUAUUACAGAGGAUCCUGCCACACGAGACUACGUGGUGAUGCGAGCGCGCUUCAUGGCUGCAAAGCUACUGGGGGCACUGUGCAGCUGUAUCUGUGAUCCGCGGCUCAAUGCUUCCACACAGGAGAUCCGACCUGCUGAAUCUCUAGCUCAGUUGUUGCUCUUCCACCUUAACUCCAAGUCUGCCCUGCAGCGCAUUGCUGUGGCACUGGUCCUUUGCGAGUGGGCAGCUCUGCAGAAGGAGUGUAAAGCGGUGUCCAGCACAGUGCAGCCUCGGCUGUUGGCAAUUUUAUCAGAGCACCUCUACUAUGACGAGAUUGCCAUUCCCUUCACUCGCAUGCAGAAUGAGUGCAAGCAGCUUAUUGCUCUGCUGGCUGACGCCCACAUUGACAUCAGCGACCGGGUCAACUGCACUGUGUUCACCAUUGAACAGGCCAAUGAUCUGGUGACUACAGUCUUUACGGAGUCCACAACAGGCCUGAACCUCAAGUCCAAGUAUUGGCAGCCACUGGACAGCAAGCGGCAGCAGCUGCUGUCCACCGUGGCAGAGACCAACCAAGAGUGGCAGCUGCUGCACCUUCGUGUGCACAUGUUCACCUCCUGUGCAGUCGUGAACCUGCAGCUUUUGCCCGACAAGCUGAACCCUGUGGUACGACCACUAAUGGAGGCAGUGAGAAGGGAAGAGAACACACUGGUGCAGGGCUAUGCUGCUGCCUUUAUUGCCAAGUUGCUCCAGCAGUGCACUGCCCGUGUUCCCUGCCCCAAUGCCAAGAUUGUCAAGAACCUGUGCAGCUCUGUGUGCGUGGACCCCUUGCUUACCCCUUCUGCCGCCUGCCCUGUGUCCCCCGUUCAAGAAACAGCAAAGGCUGGUGUCUCCGACAAAGAUGGAAUGAACCAUGUUGUCAACAAGACAAAAGGCAUAAUAACCCUUUACCGCCACCAGAAGGCAGCUUUUGCCAUUACCAGCAAGAGAGGCCCCACUCCAAAGGCCCAGAGGACCCCUGCUAUGGAUCUGCCUCCUGGCAGCACGGUGGCUGCAGAUUCUGAUGAGAGUAAGAAACCCUGUCUUGUACAGAGAAGGGGAGCAGAGUUCUCCUUGACAACAAUUGCCCGACACUUUGGUCCUGAGCUAACAUCUGCACUGCCCUGCCUCUGGGAUGCCAUGGUGGGGCACCUGAGAACGACUGUUGAUGGCCACAGUCCAUCUCUGGACUGCAGGCUCCAGCUGGAAAAGGGGGAUGCUGCUGCCCAGGAGCUCAUCAACUCUCUACAAGUGUUGGAGGUGACAGCUGGGGCCAUGUCUUCUGAGCUUGUCCCCCUGCUACUGGAGCACCUACCACACCUUUGUACCUGUUUGCAGCAUCCCUACACAGCUGUGCGACACAUGGCCGCUCGUUGCCUUGGCGUGCUCAGCAAGAUCUCCACCUUGGAAACAAUGAAUGUCUUCCUGGAACGUGUGCUGCCUUGGAUGGGGGCUAUAGAUGACACCACUAAGCAAGAGGGUGCUAUUGAGGCCAUGGCCUGUGUUAUGGAACAGCUGGAUGUGGACAUUGUGCCCUACAUUGUGCUGUUGGUGGUACCUGUGCUAGGGCGUAUGAGCGACCCAAGCGACAGUGUGCGUUUCAUGGCCACACAGUGCUUUGCCACUCUUAUCCGCCUACUGCCGCUAGAGGCUGGAAUCCCGGACCCACCCAACAUGUCAGAAGAGCUGAUUAGGCAGAAGGCCAGGGAGCGCCACUUCCUGGAGCAACUACUGGAUGGGCGCAAACUGGAAAGCUACAAGAUCCCAGUGCCCAUCAAGGCAGAGCUGAGGAAGUACCAACAGGAUGGUGUGAAUUGGCUGUCAUUCCUAAACAAGUACAAGCUGCAUGGCAUUCUUUGUGAUGAUAUGGGCCUGGGGAAGACACUACAGUCCAUCUGUAUCCUGGCAGGGGACCACUACUUCAGAGCACAGGAGUAUGCUAAGACCAAGGCUGCAGAUUGCUGCCCCCUACCCUCCCUGGUAGUCUGCCCACCUACGCUGACUGGCCAUUGGGUAGAUGAGGUGGGAAAGUUCUGCACCAGAGAGUACUUGAACCCCCUGCACUAUACUGGGCCACCCACAGAGCGGGCACGGUUACAGCAUCAAGUGAAAAAGCACAACCUUGUUGUAGCUUCGUACGAUGUUGUGAGGAAUGACAUUGACUUUUUUAGGAAUAUUAAAUUCAAUUACUGCAUCUUGGAUGAAGGUCACGUCAUCAAGAACGGGAAAACGAAGCUUUCAAAGGCCAUCAAGCAGUUGUCAGCCAACUUCCGGGUGAUCCUCUCUGGAACACCCAUACAGAACAACGUACUGGAACUGUGGUCGCUCUUCGACUUCCUCAUGCCUGGUUUUUUGGGGACAGAGCGUCAGUUUGCUGCCCGUUAUGGAAAGCCCAUCCUCGCUAGCCGCGAUGCUCGGAGCUCAUCCCGUGAGCAGGAGGCAGGUGUGCUAGCCAUGGAAGCGCUACAUCGUCAAGUGCUUCCCUUCCUCCUGAGGAGGAUGAAGGAGGACGUUCUCCAGGACUUGCCACCCAAGAUCAUCCAGGACUACUAUUGCAGCCUCAGCCCCCUUCAGGUCCAACUAUAUGAAGACUUUGCAAAGUCACGGGCAAAGGUGAAUGUGGAGGACACAAUUUCCAGCAACAUGGCACCAGAGGAAGAAGACACUCCUAAACUGAAGGCCACUGGUCAUGUGUUCCAGGCCCUGCAGUAUCUUAGGAAGCUCUGCAACCAUCCUGCCCUUGUUUUGACUCCCAUGCAUCCUGAGUACAAGCGCAUCACCGAGCACCUCGCUGCCCAGAACUCGAGCCUACGGGACAUUGUGCAUGCACCCAAACUGUCUGCUCUCAAACAGCUGCUUCUGGAUUGCGGCUUGGGUGGCACUGGCUCCUCGGAUGUUGGUACGGAGGCUGUGGUUGCCCAGCACCGUGUGCUCAUCUUCUGCCAACUGAAAAGCAUGCUGGACAUUGUGGAACAUGACCUCCUUAAGCCCCAGUUGCCCUCCGUUACCUACCUGCGCCUAGAUGGCAGUGUACAGGCCGGCCAGCGUCACUCCAUUGUCUCCAGGUUCAAUAAUGAUCCAUCCAUCGAUGUGCUGCUACUCACCACACAUGUGGGUGGCCUGGGUCUCAACCUGACAGGUGCUGAUACAGUGGUGUUUGUAGAACAUGACUGGAACCCCAUGAGAGACCUACAGGCCAUGGACCGUGCCCAUAGAAUAGGACAGAAACGGGUGGUGAAUGUGUACCGGCUGAUCACUCGGGGCACGUUAGAGGAGAAGAUCAUGGGGCUGCAGAAGUUUAAGAUGAGCAUAGCCAACACCGUCAUCAGCCAGGAGAACGCCAGCCUUCAGAGCAUGGGCACAGAGCAGCUGCUCAACCUCUUCACGCUGGACAAGGAUGAGAAGUUGGAAAAGGGUGAGUCACCUGCUACCGCAUCAGGAAAAGCAUCCAUGAAAUCAGUGCUGGAUGGCUUGGGAGACCUCUGGGACCAGCAGCAGUAUGACACAGAGUAUGACCUCGAGAGCUUCAUGAACUCUCUCCACUGAGCCGCUAUGCCAGUAUCAUGUGUUCUCUAGCAACCUGCUGCUUCCUCUAGGACAUGGUCUCCUCCCUGAACUCCUCAGUAAAGGGCAAAGUCCAGCUACGGUGGUGCUGACGGCUCUAUCUACCCUUUCCCCGCCCACAUGUCCAACGGGCCGAAACUGAAGGACGGGGCAGUCGGAAACCUAGUGGUGCCGUGCUGCGACAAGAGCCCUGGACAUUCCUGUAAAACAUCACCUUCAUUUUUAAAUUCAGUCUUAAAGCAAUCAUCCAGAUCUUCCUCAAGCUGCAGUGCUCAAGGACACAAAGGUUUGAAUGAAAUGAGUGGCCGUUUUUAACAAGGGCCUUAGUAAAUCUUCUCUUUGCAGCCUCUGAGGAGUAAGGUGUGUGUGUGUGUGUGUGAGAGAGAGAGAGAGAGAGAGAGAGAGAAAGAGCGCAAGUACCAGUUACUUCCCUCUGCUGUACCAGAGGAGGGCUGUGACUAAAUUCCCCCCCAGAGUCCAGUGCCCAGUGGUUGCUGUUCUACAACUGCUUCCCACAAACAGCUCUACAUGGUUUUAAAAGCCCUCAUACCAGAGGGUGUAGGCAGCAUCCACUCCACUCCACCCCACCCGUCAGCAGCUUCUGUACUGAUACAGCUCCUCUGCAGGUACUCAGCCACAACCAUGCUGGGUUGGAGGCUGUGAAGAUGAGGGUGUUUUAAAUGGUGAGGAACUGUAAAUAUUACUGUACUUGCCAGUUUUGUUUAGGCUGAUAAAGAAUUUAAUAGAAUUCUAAGCGCUUUCUGUGUGUGCCCACUCCCCAAGCUCCUAUUAAAGUAAUUAAGGUACACAGACCAUCUUUACAUGUGUGGCAUCUCAUCUGCACAGCUGAGCCAUCAGAACCUGUUGCUGCUUGAGGGGAGUAUAAGGAAUUCCUUUCUGGUUGAGAGUGUUUGUCUACUGUAAACAUUUUUACAAACUAAUCUGGCUCCUGUACUCUUGCCAUAAACUGACUGGAUGUUUAACAGUGAAAGGUAAAAUACAUUGAUCUGUUAGUUAUGGAAAUUGGAACGAUGUGUACUGUGACUGUACUUGCACCCCUUGCAGAGCUUUGGGCUUUGUGCUAAAUAAUGCUAUAAAGGCCCCAAUGAUUUAUUCCCGGAACUGUUCAAAGGGCCCCUUCACCUCCAACAAGCUGCACUAGUUCUGCACAAAACAUAACAUUCCUGCUUUUUCUCCAGCCCCUAGAGUAAGUGAGGACAGUGUUAAUGAAAAGGCUGAGUAGUGUUGGUUUAGUGAUGGGGAACAAAAAAGGUUGUUGAGGGUAGAGAGCUGAGAUUCAAUGUUACAAGGUGAUGCUCAAUGCAUUUUGUAGCAGUACAUUCAGACUCAUGUAUCUGACUUUCCUUACACCAGACCAACCCUAGGUGACAAUGAAGACAGUAACUUAGUGACGGCUGUAUGCCCCCACCCCACUACAUUUACUAAAGGUAGGGGUCCAGGAGGUAGCGUUACCCAGCUUCAGGGUACUCACUGUGAACUCCUGCAGUAGAAAUGAUCCAGCUGUAACAAGUAGCUUAACAACCAAAGUUGCUGUGCUGGGAAGUAGCAGACCAUUGAAUAAAUAACUUGGGUCUGGCAGGAUUUCUAGAGGUGCAUGAAGUGGAGGAGGGUAGCAGGAACGGUCAUGCAAAAGACGACAAGUUUCACAGCAUCAUACAACUAUGUUUAAUAAGUUGCUUAUUAGUACAGAAAAGGGAAAAAAAUUUAAGUUGGAACUACAAACUUGAAGCAGUUUUAAGCAAUAGCAGCAUUGAGCUCCAUGUUUUUAAUCACAGUAGUACUGUAUAGCUUCAAACAAGCAACGGUCCCAAUCAACAAUCUCAGAGCCUCACCAAGGUAGAACCAGCAAUCAAACCCAAAAUAAAGUUUAAAAAAUGUUAUUUUUAAAAAAUACAUUUAAAAGUAGUGGUUAGUCUAUAAAAACUAGUGAGAAGCACGUAAUCGGAUGCCAGAGCUUGUGACAUGAUGGGUAGGCCUGCUGUUGGAACCAGAGACUAUAUCCAUGAUGCACAGGUGCAAGUCAGUACUACUACCCAGAAUUCUAGUGUGACAUGAAUAUUUAUAGAGAGAGGACUAAUGGAAUAGCCACCAUCACCAAAUACCUUCGUUUUGCAAGAUGUUUACCAGGGUACAAAACUUGAUUUGCAAAAGAAUUCAAAAAUACUUAAGUGGUACGAGUCUAACACGGGCCUGAUGGGGGGAAACCACCAGGUUUGUGGUAAGAAAUUAAAAGACCACCUGUACAAAGUAGUACAAAAGGUGAGCUACAAAACAUUCUCUGUACGGGGAGGGUUUUUUUUUUCUCUCUCUCCUUUUCCCCCUCUUUUCUCCCCCCCUCUUACCUCUUUUUCGUGAUGUGCAUCUGGGGAUAUCACAACACUUCACAAAAUGUUCCCAUUAGAAUGGAGGGCUGGGACUGGGACUGGGGCAACGGAAGGCCACGGGCAGCUGAGGACACACCCUGCCAGCUGCUGUGCCGUGAGGGAGUGGUUCUGUCAAUGACUUCGGGACAAGCUGCGGGGAGGGUUGGGGAUUCUGGGGAUGAAGGGUUCUUGCAUUGUGAAAGAUGAACAAGACACACACCGACAAACACCCCAUUUACCUGGAUCAUCUCAACAAAUACAUUCAUGCUCCACUACAGUCGCACAAACGGCACGGAGGACAUCCGGACCACUCGCCCGGACCCAGUGUGGCCGAACGUUUCCCCGAGUUAUUGUGACAUCCCCAUGAGCUCAUGCCCUGUACUGCACCAGGUGGGGCCAUCGUGACAUCUUGCUCCCGCAAUAUCACAACAUACUGAGCGUUUGCUCCUUCUGCCAUUUCCUUUUAUUGCCCGUUCAUUUGUUACAUUGCCAAUCAUUUCAACAACCAGCCACCCUUUUUUUUUUUUGUCAUUUUUAGAUCAUAGCCACACUAAUGUUAACCACAUCAGCGAGUUAAUACAUAAAGCUUUGCAUUUCAAAAAUCUAGACACUUUAGUAAUAUUACAAAGGUUUCUCAGCUUCAAAAAAUAAAAUGAACAAAAUGAAAAUAAACCUUUAAGGAAUUAGCAUCAUAAAAUUAAUUUAUUCCAAGUAGAAAUACAAAAUAAUAUUAAUGACAUUGACCAGAUAUGAAAGUCUCCCCCAGAAAUAACUAU